AUGGGAAUAUCGAGUUCUAAAUCGCGGAAGAGGGGCCCCUCAUCGAGCGCCAUCUCGGCUAAUAACUCGCGAGGGGCGUCCGUUGCUGCGAUUGAGCUGUCCAGUGCGCUCCACGAGACUCUCAGCGAGGUUGACUUGGAGGGGAGUUUAAGUGGCCAGUUCAAGCAGCUGCUUCAACGGCUGGACCAGGAGGCUUCCAAGUACACUAACUCCAGGGUUAGUGAUGAUGGCGCAUCAACAGACUGGGACUGUUCUCAGGCUGAGGCGCAGCUUGUAUCCGCAGCGUGGAAGUGCGCUCGGGGGGCCUACGACCUCGAAAGCACCAUCGAGGACACAGCUUACUGCACAUUUCGAAAAGAUCACGUUCUAAAGCACUCACUUACAGGGACCGUAAAGGCUCUCAAGUCAACUGUGGUUGAGCCAGUGGCCAAGUCAAGUCAUGGCGACCAUCUGUUGCCUGCCCUUGUUAUCGCUGUUCGGGGCAGCGCAAGCAAGAUGGACCACAUUGUAAACGCCAACUCUCGGCCUCAGGUUACGGAAAAGUUCAUUACUUCCGAUUUCCUAGAUGAGCCGGAUCCCACGGCCCAUUCCGGAUUUCUUAAUAGUGCUUGGGCUCUCGACGAGAUAGUAUCCGAGAGGAUAGAAACCUACAUCGAGAAUGCCAAGAACAACAAUGGGCAGAAGCCCCAUGUACUCUUUACUGGCCACUCUGCGGGCGGGGCGGUCGCAGCUCUCUUCUACCUCCGAUACAUCUCAGACAAAGCAUUUGGUGAGUUGAAGAACAAAUAG
This is a messenger RNA of Fusarium keratoplasticum, 789 nucleotides long. RefSeq names its product Lipase-3 domain-containing protein. Lineage: Eukaryota; Fungi; Ascomycota; Sordariomycetes; Hypocreales; Nectriaceae. The transcript has 4 exons. The record is from RefSeq and is a predicted model, not a curated record. The coding region runs from base 1 to 789 and encodes 262 amino acids. Gene Ontology annotation, biological process: lipid metabolic process.